AUGGCUGCCUCUGUUGAUCCUCUUGUUGUUGGUCGUGUUAUUGGUGAUGUGGUUGAUAUGUUUGUCCCUGCUGUAAAAAUGUCUGUUUAUUAUGGAUCAAAGCAUGUUAGCAAUGGGUGUGAUAUUAAGCCUUCUUUGUCCGUGGACCCUCCCAAAGUGACCAUUUCUGGCCACUCUGACGAGCUGUACACUCUGGUGAUGACUGAUCCUGAUGCACCCAGCCCUAGUGAACCCAGAAUGCGAGAGUGGGUUCAUUGGAUCGUUGCGGACAUUCCUGGGGGCACAAACCCUACUCGAGGGAAAGAGAUCCUUUCCUAUGUUGGGCCUCGUCCGCCGGUGGGAAUUCAUCGCUACAUACUGGUGCUUUUCCAGCAGAAGAUGCCGCUGGGGAGCAUGGUGGAACCACCGCAGAACCGUUCUCAUUUCAACACUCGACUCUAUGCUGCUCAUUUGGACCUGGGCCUGCCUGUUGCCACCGUCUACUUCAAUGCUCAGAAGGAGCCAGCAAAUAAGAGGCGCUAA
Populus trichocarpa (black cottonwood) is the source of this 522-nucleotide messenger RNA. Its product is annotated as protein MOTHER of FT and TFL1. The coding region runs from base 1 to 522 and encodes 173 amino acids. The transcript is spliced from 4 exons. Gene Ontology annotation, biological process: response to abscisic acid; positive regulation of seed germination. The record is from RefSeq and is a predicted model, not a curated record. Lineage: Eukaryota; Viridiplantae; Streptophyta; Magnoliopsida; Malpighiales; Salicaceae.